CUCUCUCACAAGCUUUCUAUGGCUUGAGGGGGAUUCUGUUCCCAUUUUCUUACUUUUCUCUUUCUCUCUUGUUUCGCGGCGAGGGAGGAGGAAGUAGAGGAGUAGAAGAAAUAAAUUUCUCUCACUCUACGAAACUUCCUCUCUCUCUCUCUCAGCUUGACUUUUGAUCGAAGACAGAGCUUUCUUCUUUAUAAUCUUUCAGACAGUGCGCCCAUCCUCAAGAUCUCAAGACGGGAAACUAGAUUGGUACUGGGUAUGAAGCUGGUGGUCUGUAUUAUCUUGAUGUUAAACAGUCACCCACUCGAGCUCUUACAUCCUCCUUAUCAUUUGCUUAUGAAUGGCACUGUCGUAUUGGUCACCCCUCUUUGUCUCUUUUAAAGCAUCAGUGAGUUUUAUGGAUUUUGAACAUGGUGGUCAAUCUGUUGAUGGUUACUUGCCUAAUUUAAAUAAACUUCACCAAGUUAAUGAGCCUAUGAAUCCACUUGAAGAUGUUGAAGCAAAUGCAAUAGGAAGGAUGCUUCCUGACGAUGAAGACGAGCUUUUUGCUGGCAUAAUGGAUGAUUUUGACCUAAGUGGUCUGCCUAUUCAGCUGGAAGAUUUGGAAGAUGACCUUUUCAGCAGUGGAGGGAGCAUGGAAUUAGAUUUUGAGGCCCAAGAAGGCCUUAGCAUUGGUAUCUCAAAAUUAAGCAUUUCUGAUGGUAUCACUUCAAAUGGAAUUAGUCACUAUGCAGUUCCAAAUGGUGUGGGAACAGUGGCUGGGGAACAUCCCUAUGGGGAGCACCCAUCAAGGACAUUGUUUGUGAGGAAUAUCAAUAUCAAUGUUGAGGACUCUGAAUUAAGAGCUCUUUUUGAGCAAUAUGGGGAUAUCAGGACUUUAUACACUGCGUGCAAGCACAGAGGCUUUGUGAUGAUAUCUUACUAUGAUAUCCGAGAUGCUCGUACUGCUAUGCGUGCAUUACAGAAUAAGCCCCUGAGGCGAAGAAAACUUGACAUUCAUUUUUCAAUUCCAAAGGAUAACCCAUCAGAAAAGGAUAUCAACCAAGGAACUCUUGUUGUAUUCAAUUUGGAUCCAUCAGUAUCAAAUGAUGACCUUCGCCAAAUAUUUGGGGUGUAUGGGGAGGUCAAAGAGAUCAGGGAAACACCGCACAAGAGACAUCAUAAGUUCAUAGAAUUCUAUGAUGUUAGAGCUGCAGAGGCAGCUCUUAGAGCAUUAAAUAGGAGUGACAUUGCUGGGAAACGCAUAAAGCUUGAACCUAGCCGUCCUGGUGGAGCACGCCGAAGCUUGAUGCAGCAACUAAGUCAAGAGCUAGAGCUAGAUGAAGCUCGAGGCUUCCAAUAUCAUGUGGGUUCACCUGUCACCAACUCUCCUCCAGGUAACUGGCUGCAAUUUGGCAGUGCAGGUGAUCAUAAUCCUCUGCAUGCUUUUAGCAAGUCCCCUGGUCGAGGAAAUCUAAGCCCUUUAAGUAGCAACCAACUGCCUGGGUUAGCUUCAAUCCUUCCGCGUCAUCUAUCUAACUCUGCAAAAUUUGCACCAAUUGGUAAGGACACCGGAAGGGUGAACCAUAUAUUUCCUAACACUGGGCCAACGCAAGGAACAGCCUAUCAGCAUUCCCGUUCCUUUUCUGAGCAGAAAUUUAUUGCUAGUCCAGGAACCCUAUCUCCAUGUUCCGACAUAAAUCUGAAUUCACCUGGCAUUGGAACUUUAUCUGGUCCUCAGUUUCUCUGGGGAAGUCCUGGCCCUUACUCUGAGCAUAUCAAUUCUUCUGCGUGGCAAACAUCAUCUGUGGGGCACCCAUUUGCAUCCAGUGGACACGAUCAGGGUUUUCCAUAUACAGGUGAAAAAGAUUCUUUUCUUGGCUUACAUAACCACCAUCAUGUUGGAUCUGCUCCAUCUGUUGUUCCUCUUCAUAGGCAGUUUGGCUUCGUCCCAGAGUCACCAGACACAUCCUUCAUGAAUCCAGUUGCAUUUUCGAACAUGGAUUCAAGUCGCAACAAUGUUAUGAACAUUGGUGCUCGUGUAGGUCUUUCAGGAAAAGUAACUGAAAAUGGUUCGCCCAGUUUCAGAAUCAUGUCCCUGCCGAGGCAUGCUCCCAUGUUACUUGGCAAUGGUUCUUAUCCAGGACCCGGAGCAACCGCCUAUGAGGGACUAGGUGAAUGUGGCCCAAGUCGGCGAGUUGAGAAUAGUUGGAAUCAGAUAGAUAGCCACAAGCAGUACCAGCUUGAUUUGGAUAGAAUUAUCAGCGGGGAAGAUUUCAGGACUACCUUGAUGAUUAAAAACAUCCCUAACAAGUACACUUCGAAGAUGCUGCUGGCGGCUAUUGAUGAAAAUCACCAGGGUACUUAUGAUUUUAUUUACUUGCCAAUUGAUUUUAAGAAUAAGUGCAAUGUGGGUUAUGCCUUCAUCAAUAUGGUCUCUCCUUCCCACAUUAUCCCCUUCUAUGAGGCAUUUCAUGGAAAGAAGUGGGAGAAGUUUAAUAGUGAAAAAGUUUCUUCACUGGCAUAUGCGCGAAUCCAGGGCAAGCCUGCCCUUGUGACACACUUUCAGAAUUCAAGUCUAAUGACUGAAGAUAAACGAUGCUGGCCAAUUCUCUUCUACUCAGGGGGACAAGAGAUAAGUGAUCAGGAACCUUUCCUUUCUAGAAACUUGAACAUUUGUAUCCGUCCACCAGAUGGAUCUUACUCACGGGAUUCUUUGGAGAGCCCAAAGGGAAAUGUGGAAAAGAAGCCAGAGAAAGACUAACAAUGUAAGGAAAUCUUAUUCUCAGCCUUCAGAAAUGGAGUUGGGAGCUUCUAAGUGUUGCAUAGUCGUUAUUGGUCUGUAAAGGUGAAGAGGACAAAGUAACAUGUAUAUAACUGCUCAUACGAUUGCAUUGCCCCCUCUGGGGAUGGAUGCUUGAGAAAUAUCUCAUGAAGAAGUAUAGAAGGAAAAGAGACAGCAUUGUGUGUAUAUAAAGCUAAGGAUUGCUAAUUGACAAGGGGGGGAAGAAUAAAGUGAAGUAUUGCUGAAUUGUGAAGUUUAUCUGCAGCAAUAUGCAUCACUCGUCGGUUUGUGCAGGCUCUCCUUCCGGAUUUUCCUUUCCGUCUUACCUUUGGUUUUGUUUUUUUCCUGCCAUUUGAAAAUAUGAUUUACAUAUUCAUGGGUAGAUGUCUAUAGAAUAUGGGGCUGUUAAAAACUGUACAGAUAGGAGACGAACACAAUAUACUGUUCAUGCGUUGUACAGUGUUGACGAAAUGUGCCGUACGAAAAUGUGUAUCCGAUAAAAUAUAUGGUCGGUGCAUUUGUUAUUA
This is a messenger RNA of Juglans regia (Persian walnut), 3288 nucleotides long. Its product is annotated as protein MEI2-like 2. NCBI's taxonomy places the organism in Eukaryota, Viridiplantae, Streptophyta, Magnoliopsida, Fagales, Juglandaceae. The record is from RefSeq and is a predicted model, not a curated record. The transcript is spliced from 12 exons. The coding region runs from base 338 to 2740 and encodes 800 amino acids. Gene Ontology annotation, molecular function: RNA binding.